Messenger RNA from Oryza brachyantha (malo sina), 1186 nucleotides. Its product is annotated as ADP-ribosylation factor-like. Gene Ontology annotation, biological process: vesicle-mediated transport; intracellular protein transport. The transcript has 7 exons. The record is from RefSeq and is a predicted model, not a curated record. Gene Ontology annotation, molecular function: GTPase activity; GTP binding. Gene Ontology annotation, cellular component: cytoplasm. The coding region runs from base 200 to 784 and encodes 194 amino acids. Lineage: Eukaryota; Viridiplantae; Streptophyta; Magnoliopsida; Poales; Poaceae.
UUCAGGCCAAACCUGCAACCAAAAGCAGCUCUUCUUCUUCCGAUCUCUUCCCGUUCGCUCCUCCUGGCGAGGCGAGCUCUCUCUCUCCUCUCUCUCUCCAAACCCAACCCCAACCCCAACCACCUUCCUGCUGCGAUCCACUCCGCAGAGACCAACAGCUGAGCGCGCGCGGCGGCGGCGGCGGGCGGGGAGGGGGGAGAUGGGGCAAGCUCUGCGGCGGCUCUUCGACGCCUUCUUCUCCACCAGGGAGAUGCGGGUUGUGAUGCUUGGUUUGGAUGCAGCUGGCAAAACAACAAUUCUGUAUAGGCUGCACAUGGGAGAGGUUCUUUCAACGGUUCCUACAGUAGGUUUUAACGUAGAGAAGGUUCAGUACAAGAAUGUUGUAUUUACCGUGUGGGAUGUUGGUGGGCAAGAAAAACUCAGGCCAUUAUGGAAGAUGUACCUCAGUAAUUCUGAUGCACUGAUCUAUGUUGUUGAUUCAUUGGACAGAGAAAGAAUUAUAGAUGCCAGACAAGAAUUCCAGACCAUUAUCAAGGACCCACUGAUGGCAAACAGCAUUAUCUUAGUAUUUGCAAACAAACAGGACCUGAGAGGUUCAAUGAGCCCAGAUGAGGUGAGCGAGGGGCUAGGUCUGCAUGAACUUAAGAACAGGAUAUGGCAUAUACAAGGGACAUGCGCUCUCCGUGGUGAGGGACUCUAUGAUGGGCUUGAUUGGCUGGCAUCUACCCUGAAGCAAUUGCAAGAGACAGGCCAUGCAACUUCAGUUGCUGGUCCUUCCAUCUGAUUUCACUAGAGAAGAUCCCAAUGCUUCUUCAACCAUGUGAUGCUCCUUUGCAGUCCCUGUUCGUCCGACGAGAAUAUGCUCCAGCGCAUGAAUUCCUUCGCCCAUGCGCGAUCUACCGGCUUUCUUGGUGUGGCAGCUCAGCUCAGCUCGCAGAGGGCAUUUGCUUCGUUGUGUUGUUCAUACGAGCAAAACUCAUCUAGUCAUCUGACAUGAACUUGCGGCAUAUCUUUCUCCUUGAAAUGUUUGUAAAUUGCUGUACUUUGUAGUAGGCAACAGCUGAGUAGUGAAGUUGACGACACGGACCGUGCAAUGUGUAUACUUUUGAUGGGGGGCCUGUCCACAUGAUUGUUUGCAAGAUUGCAUAUCGAUAAUAAGAAGGUUGGAUGUUGAUUUUGUGAUACA